CUCCUCCCUUAACACCCAACAACAACACCAGCCUCGUAGUCAGCUUUUAGCUAUGUUGUGUUAAUUAGUUCUUUUUGUUUCUCCGCAAGGAAGGUCCUUUGGUACCGGCGUUGUUGAAAGAAGAUAUGAGCCAACAUAACAAAGACCGGAGGAACACUGAAGCACGCCUACUGGCUUAUACUUGGCAGGUCCUUACAUUCAACCCCCUUCCACUCAUUUGUCCAGUCUGUUCUCAAAGCCACCCAGAACCUAGGCUUCAACAACCCUAAAGAGCCAGAUAUGAAGAUUAAGAAUACGUUUUAUAAAUAAAGGAGACUGGAAAAGGGAAAGUGGUUUUACAACAGAAGGAUUUUGUUUCUUUUAAGAAGCAUUAGUAGUUUCUUUUUUUUAAAAGUAUAACACCUGGUAUCUUUGGAAAAUGGAGCAUAGCAAGAGAGAAAUGUGUAAAGCUCAAAGAAAGAUAAAAAGAUGCAUAAACAUUCUACAGAGCGAUAUGCCUGAUAUCUGUAUCAGGCAAACCCCAACUAAGCAUAUCCUCAUAGGAAAUGCUGGACUGACUACAAAUGCUGAUGAAUCAUCUCUGGUUGAACUAAUCACAGCAGUUGGAUGUGGUCUUGAAGCUCUCACCUUGAUUCCAGGCAAGCAGUAUAGCUUUGCCUCUUUCUCAUCCCCUGAGCAAGCUCAGACAGUUUUUCAAGCUGCUCAUGGCCGCCUUGAUGUACGAGGAUCUGCUUCUCCUGUAUACAUGUCCUAUGUUAAUAAAGUGCCAUCAGAUCCAUCACCAAUACAGUUCAAGUUUCCACCUGGCUUGAUGGUGUUAGAAGAUUUUAUAUCAGCAGAGGAGGAGAUACAACUGAUGCAAUUAAUUGACUGGGGUGAUAGUCCUUUCAGUAUACCAGAAGGAAGCAUUCUAAAACACCGUCAAGUUCGUCACUUUGGCUAUGAGUUCAAUUACAGCAGCAAUUCAGUUGACAAGGAACAUCCUUUGGCACAGAGAAUUCCACCAGUCUUGAUGCCCAUUGUUAAGAGAUUUGUUGAAGAAGGCUGCAUGCCAGUUGUUCCAGACCAGUUGACUAUCAAUAGAUACCUCCCAGGCCAAGGAAUACCACCACACGUGGACACACACAGCUCAUUUACUGAUGAGAUCUUGUCUCUGAGUAUAGGCGGAGGGGUCAAUAUGGACUUCCGCUACAUACCUAGCAACAGUGAAGGAAUGAAAAAUAAACCAUGUCAUUAUGUUGUGUACCUUCCACCAAGGUCACUAUGUGUAAUGACUGGUCCUGCAAGAUACGAGUGGUCACAUGGCAUCUGUCCUCGUAUGACAGAUGUUGUUCCGAAUAAGAAUAGCACCACUGGGCUACAGCUUUUGCCACGUGAAGAGCGAGUGUCAUUUACCUUCAGAAAAGUUCGACACGGAGAAUGCUGGUGUCGCAUUGCCACUGUUUGUGAUUCUUACAAGAAAUCAAAAGUCACAUCACAAGAGGAGAAAAGCAGCAGUGCAUCAGCCACCAUGCUCGAUGACAGGAAUGCUGCCAAACUGGAAAGAGAACAUGUGCUCCAAGUCUAUGAUCAGAUAGCUGAACACUUCAGUGUUACAAGACACAAACCAUGGCCACAAGUGUUAGAGUUUGUUUGCUCUCUACGUCCGGGCUCGUUUUUUUUGGAUGUUGGGUGUGGAAAUGGCAAGUACUUGGGCCAUAACAAUGCCCUUCUUCAGAUUGGUUGUGACACUAGCUUGGAACUGAUGAAAAUCUGCAAUACUCGAGGCUUUGAAGUUCUAACAUGCAAUUGCCUACAGUUACCCUUUAGAGAUUGUUUGUUUGAUGCUGCUGUGUGUAUUGCUGUGAUACAUCAUCUUGCAACUGAGGAACGUCGUCUUGCUGCAGUAUCAGAAAUGUUGAGGGUACUCAGCAUAGGUGGACGUGGUCUCAUUUAUGUUUGGGCCAUGGAGCAGCAGAAAGGAAAGAAAAGGUCAACAUAUCUCAAGCACAACAAAACUAACAGUCAUGACACACAACAGGACGAAUCAUUGAUAGCAAUUUCAAAAAACCUAAAUUUUGAAGAGGAGCAAAAUACAGAGAGUAAUCAAAGGAGCAUAAAAGCAAGCACAUCAGGUGCUUCUUCACUUCCAGUACAUGUCAACCGUACAGAAUUUGUGCAACAAGAUAUGCUUGUACCAUGGAAACUUAAGACUCAAAAGAAGAAAGAAGGAAAUUGUGAUAAAAAAGGACAUUAUGAGAAGGAAUGUAGAAUUUCUUACCGGUGCAGGGGAAGCAAAACUCCAGUGAAUGGACCUUCUUUGGAUGCACCCCAGACAACAGUGUUAGAAAAUGAUAUAAAAGAAAAUUACCAAAAUAACUCAUAUAAAAGAGAGCCCCAGACAAGUGGGUCUGAUCCGGUUUUCCAUAGGUUCUAUCAUGUUUUCAAGCAAGGGGAAUUGGAAGCUUUAUGCUCCCAAUUAAAUGUUAAUAUAAUUAAGUCAUACUAUGAUGAAGGAAAUUGGUGUAUUAUAUUUGAGAAAGUAAGUUGAAAAUGUAUCCUAUUUAAUAUAUUUGAAAUUUGGCAUAUGCUAAGAGAUUAAUGUUUCUUAAGCUUAUCUUUUGUGGAAUGUAUUGAUGGGUGAGAUUCUUAUAUAGCAAUCUCCAUAUUUAGCAUUACAUUUCAUAUGUUAAUAUGCAGAUGAUUUAUGCUCAGGCAAGAUCAGUAAAGCAUGUACUUAAAAAUGGCUCAAUAUUCAUGUUUUCAUUGAUUAAUAUCUAUCCUUAAACCUGUGGAGUGCAGGGCUUACUUCAGGUUUUUUACUUAAACAUACAUAAAUGUAUUUCAGUAUUCUAUUAGGUAAGGACUUGUAUUUGUAAAUUUUUAAUAAAAUAUGAGUAUGUGUUAAAAUGUAAACCAGUGAAUACUUGAUUCACAUAUCUUAGAUUUUGAAUUAAAACAUGUUGAAUAUAUGAAGGUUUGAAGUAGCAUUAUUGGUCUUCAUGGCUACUAAAUGCAUGGUUUUCUUUGUGUAAAUUACUAUUAAUUAAAAUUAAGAUGAGCUAUGCUUUGGACACGGUAGUUAAGCCAUUUCAGGUGCAGUUUGGCAAAUGAAAUCGUUAACAGAUAUGUUAUGACUGAAUACUUAGUUGUUAGUUAAUUUUUAAGAAAAAGACAAGCGUGAAGACUGGUGGCAUGAGGAAAGUUAGAUGCUGUUGUUUUACCUUAACAUGGAGUACAAAUGAGUAACCCAAACAGGUGCAUUCAUGUUUCUAAACAUAACAACCUGCCUUUAACUGUGCCACAACGCCCUUAACUACGUAUGAAUAGCUAUUAUUAGCUUCAACAUAAAGGACGUCUUGUAUCUCUUGUGAUAACUCUAGGUUAAUUUUAUGUUUAAUGAGCAUUUCUUUCACUGCCAGUUAAGCACUGCCCUCAUAGCUGAGAGAUAAACUGUAAAAUUUCAACAAUUUUAUAAAUAUAUAUACAUAUACAA
This is a messenger RNA of Cherax quadricarinatus, 3475 nucleotides long. RefSeq names its product alkylated DNA repair protein alkB homolog 8. The record is from RefSeq and is a predicted model, not a curated record. Gene Ontology annotation, biological process: tRNA wobble uridine modification; tRNA methylation. Gene Ontology annotation, cellular component: cytoplasm; nucleus. NCBI's taxonomy places the organism in Eukaryota, Metazoa, Arthropoda, Malacostraca, Decapoda, Parastacidae. Gene Ontology annotation, molecular function: S-adenosylmethionine-dependent methyltransferase activity; tRNA binding; tRNA (5-carboxymethyluridine(34)-5-O)-methyltransferase activity.